Messenger RNA from Phytophthora infestans T30-4, 363 nucleotides. RefSeq lists its product as uncharacterized. Gene Ontology annotation, cellular component: spindle midzone; microtubule plus-end; microtubule organizing center. Gene Ontology annotation, biological process: protein localization to microtubule plus-end; spindle assembly; regulation of microtubule polymerization or depolymerization. Lineage: Eukaryota; Oomycota; Peronosporomycetes; Peronosporales; Peronosporaceae. The record is from RefSeq and is a predicted model, not a curated record. Gene Ontology annotation, molecular function: microtubule plus-end binding. Bases 1 to 363 code for a protein of 120 amino acids. The transcript has 3 exons.
AUGAGUCUGCGGAAGCUGAAGUGGCGAGGUAUCGGCCGCUUGGAAUUGCUUGCAUGGCUCAACGAGUUCCUCCAGACCGACUAUACGAAGGCAAGGAAUCAUUUUGAUUACGAAACCUCUUUUCUUACUGAUACGUACCUUGAUGGCAUCGCGUAUUGUCAGAUCUUUGAUGCCUUGUACCCAGGCAAAAUAAAUCUGCUGCGACUCAAUUUCCGAGCUCGAAUCGAGACAGAGUACGAGCACAAUUUCAAGGUGCUUCGGCGUACCUUUCAUCUAUGUGAUAUCCGAAAGGUGUCGUGUGGUCACUAUAUAGGAGAUUCCCGCUCGAAAACUUGUCCAGGGUAUUUUUCAGGAACAUUUUGA